This is a messenger RNA of Pestalotiopsis fici W106-1, 1026 nucleotides long. RefSeq lists its product as uncharacterized. Gene Ontology annotation, molecular function: hydroxypyruvate reductase [NAD(P)H] activity; glyoxylate reductase (NADPH) activity; NAD binding. Bases 1 to 1026 code for a protein of 341 amino acids. Gene Ontology annotation, cellular component: cytosol. Lineage: Eukaryota; Fungi; Ascomycota; Sordariomycetes; Amphisphaeriales; Sporocadaceae. The transcript has 2 exons. The record is from RefSeq and is a predicted model, not a curated record.
AUGGCCAUCGCCAGAAAGCCGCGCGUCGUGUGUUUGGGCGAGCCCAAAUAUGUUGGAAGCGAUUUCCUGGCAGACUUCCAACGAGAGUUCAAUUACUCGGUCCUACCAGCAACAAACCGGGCAGAGACCCAGUCCAUGCUUCCAGAAGACAUCAAGCAAAACGGCCCAAUAGAUGCAUUUAUCAUUCGCAUGGGCACGCCUCCGUAUGAGCCGUUUGACGAGGAUCUGCUCAAGGCGCUCGCGCCUGGUUGCAAGAUCAUCGCUUCGGCCAGCGCCGGUUUUAACGAGUUUGAUGUGGACUGGAUGGCGUCGCAAGGCAUCUACUUUUGUAAUACCAUUAAUGCGGUCGCCGAGGCCACCGCGGAUAUGGCCAUAUUCCUCACCUUGGCGACAUUGAGAAAUACCACCAACGCCGAGAAGAGCGCGCGGGGCGGGUCGUGGCGGGCAGCUGCAAACUUAGUACCGGGGCGGGAUCCCUCGGGUCUCACUCUGGGGAUUAUCGGCAUGGGCGCGAUUGGAAAGUAUCUGGCCAAAAAAGCGGCUGCUUUCAAUAUGAAGAUCAUUUAUCAUAACAGAACACAGCUUCAUGCCGAAGAAGAGGCAAAAUAUGGUGCUACAUACUGCAAAACUUUGGACGAGCUCCUUUGCUCCUCCGACGUGAUCUCGCUGAACUGCCCCCUCAACGCCAACACCACUGGCCUUAUCGGCGAGGCUCAAUUCGCCGCUAUGAAGGACGGCGCGUUCCUCAUUAAUACGGCGCGGGGCGCGGUAGUGGACGAGAAGGCGCUGAUCGCCGCUCUAGAAUCGGGAAAAGUGGCGCGGGCUGGUCUCGAUGUAUUUGUUAAUGAGCCCAAGCCGGACGCCUACUUCUUGCAGAGCGACAAGGUCAUUAUCCAGCCGCACUUGGGAGGGUUGACUGAUGUGGCGUUUCAAAAGGCUGAAAGGGAAUGUUUUGAGAAUAUUCGGGCGUUAUUUGCCAAGGGCGAGCCGAUUUCACCGGUCAAUACACCCGUGGUGAAGUCGUAG